Sinocyclocheilus anshuiensis is the source of this 1350-nucleotide messenger RNA. Its product is annotated as histone H4 transcription factor-like. Gene Ontology annotation, molecular function: DNA-binding transcription factor activity, RNA polymerase II-specific; RNA polymerase II cis-regulatory region sequence-specific DNA binding. Lineage: Eukaryota; Metazoa; Chordata; Actinopteri; Cypriniformes; Cyprinidae. The transcript is spliced from 9 exons. The record is from RefSeq and is a predicted model, not a curated record. Gene Ontology annotation, biological process: anatomical structure development; regulation of transcription by RNA polymerase II. The annotation marks the transcript as partial.
AGGGAAUGAUAAUUGUGAUGUACUGCUAGGCUGCAAUUUGAUUGGCUGAGAUUUGAACGCGACGCCGCAAAGGUGAAUUCUGAUUGGUUUGGUUAUUUCAUGGGAAAAAAGUAAGGAAAUGUUUGAUGAAGUAUUUGCAAAAGAAGACGCGAGGACCACACAUUGUGCUUUACAUUCAGUGCUGCAGGAUGCCGCCGUCGGGUAAACGCGCCCUGCGCAGAGAGGAGCUGCAGCUGGAGCUGGCGUGUGAGUGGGGCUCGUGUCAGGAGACGUUUGACAGGAUGCAGGAGUUUUGCCAGCACGUGGAGAAACAUUAUAAAGCUACCGUGGACAGUGAGACAGACUUACCAGAAGAGGAGCAUAACUGUCUGUGGAGAGACUGUGGCUUCUGCUCAGUGGAAGGAAAUGCAGAGCUUCUCAGACACAUGUUCUUUCAUUGCUACCACACCAAGUUGAAGCAAUGGGGUCUUGCUAUACUCAAGGGCCACAGUGACAUGGGUGCCUGUUCGGUCGGCCUCCAUAACCGCAACAUUGUGCCUGAGGUCCAAGAGAACUUCCUUUGUCUUUGGGAGCACUGUGAGAUGUCUAUGGAUAAUCCGGAGUGGUUCUACAGACAUGUGGAGAUGCAUGCCCAUUGUCUCGAGGCUAAUGAAGAGAAUGUGUUGUUCUGUGGCUGGAAAGACUGCGAGGCCUCUUUCAAGGGCAGGUUUAAGUUGCGAGAGCACAUGCGUAGCCACACACAGGAAAAGCUGGUGGCAUGUCCGACCUGUGGAGGAAUGUUUGCCAACAACACAAAGUUCUUUGACCACAUUCGACGGCAAACCUCCAUAGAAUGUCAAAGAUUUCAGUGUUCUCACUGCUCUAAGCGUUUUGCCACUGAGAGGCUGCUGAGAGACCACAUGAGGAACCAUGUCAACCAUUAUAAAUGUCCUCUUUGUGAUAUGACCUGUCCAUCACCAUCCUCGCUGAGAAACCACAUCAAAUUUCGUCAUUCCAACGAGAAGCCUUACAGCUGUGACUACUGCGAGUACAGCUGUAAAAACCUGAUAGAUCUGCGGAAGCAUUUAGACACGCACAGCAGUGAGCCAGCGUAUCAAUGUGACUUUGCAGAUUGUGACUACUCCACUCGCUCGCUUUACUCAAUCAAGAACCACUACAAGCGCAUUCAUGAGGGAGAUUACACUCCUCGCUAUAAGUGUCACGUGUGUGAGCAGUGCUUCACCCGGGGGAAUAACCUCACUGCCCAUUUACGCAAGAAACAUCAGUUCAAAUGGCCUUCAGGACACCCGAGAUUUAGGUUUGAAGUCUUCCUCUUUGACUUUGCUUUUGUUUUCAGAAAGCUCUUGCUAG